AUGACCGACGCAAUCAGUGACGAUGUCCACCGGCGAUCCUCGCCUUUGCCUCCGGCUCCGAUGGACGACUACACCUUCCCGGAGCUUCGUCUGAAGCGCACAAUGGACGACCCCGAAAAGACGCCGCUCCUCUUGGUGGCCUGUGGCUCCUUCUCACCCAUCACCUACCUGCACCUGCGCAUGUUCGAAAUGGCCGCCGAUUAUGUCAAAUUCAGCACGGACUUUGAGCUGGUCGGGGGUUACCUAUCCCCCGUGUCUGACGCCUAUCGUAAGGCCGGUCUGGCUAGCGCUGAACAUCGUGUCGCUAUGUGCCAACUCGCCGUGGAUCAGACCUCUGACUGGCUGAUGGUUGAUACGUGGGAACCGAUGCAGAAGGAGUACCAACCGACAGCCGUGGUGUUGGACCAUUUCGAUCAUGAGAUCAACACUGUACGACAGGGCAUCGAGGCCGGCAAUGGUACUCGCAAGCCCAUCCAGAUUGCUCUGCUGGCAGGUGCAGAUCUGGUCCAUACCAUGUCAACUCCUGGAGUCUGGAGCGAAAAGGAUCUUGACCACAUUCUCGGAAAAUACGGCACUUUCAUCGUGGAACGCACCGGAACCGACAUUGACGAAGCGCUCGCUGCCCUGCAAACGUGGAAGAAAAACAUCCAUGUCAUUCAACAACUCAUCCAAAAUGACGUCAGCAGCACCAAGAUCCGUCUGUUCCUGAGACGUGACAUGAGCGUCCGGUACCUGAUUCCCGUCCCUGUAAUCCAUUAUAUCGAACAACACAACCUCUACAAGGACGACAGCACAGCAUCAACCGACAAGGGCAAAGGCCGACAAGAUCCCGGAUCGUCGGGGUGA
This is a messenger RNA of Aspergillus neoniger CBS 115656, 846 nucleotides long. RefSeq names its product nicotinamide/nicotinic acid mononucleotide adenylyltransferase. Gene Ontology annotation, biological process: NAD+ biosynthetic process. Lineage: Eukaryota; Fungi; Ascomycota; Eurotiomycetes; Eurotiales; Aspergillaceae. The transcript has 3 exons. The coding region runs from base 1 to 846 and encodes 281 amino acids. The record is from RefSeq and is a predicted model, not a curated record. Gene Ontology annotation, molecular function: nicotinamide-nucleotide adenylyltransferase activity; nicotinate-nucleotide adenylyltransferase activity.